Molecule: messenger RNA, 735 nt
Organism: Lotus japonicus
Lineage: Eukaryota; Viridiplantae; Streptophyta; Magnoliopsida; Fabales; Fabaceae
Exons: 4
Coding region: 79-444 (121 amino acids)
Molecular function (GO): phenylpyruvate tautomerase activity
Source: RefSeq, a predicted model, not a curated record
UUGGGAAGUUGAACCAAUUUGAUUGCCACUACAACACAGCAAGAGUGAGUGAGUUAUCGAGUGAAGAAGACUGAAACGAUGCCGUGCCUGAAUCUCUCUACCAACGUUGCCCUCGACGGCGUUGACACCUCUUCCAUUCUCUCCGAAGCCACCGCCACCGUCGCCAAGAUUGUUGGCAAACCUGAGGCUUAUGUGAUGAUUGUAUUGAAAGGAUCUGUGCCCAUAUCUUUUGGUGGGAAUGAGCAGCCUGCAGCUUAUGGUGAAUUGGUGUCUAUUGGUGGUCUUAACCCUGAUGUGAACAAAAAACUCAGUGCUGCAAUCGCUUCUAUUCUUGAAACCAAGUUGUCUGUGCCCAAGUCAAGAUUCUUCUUGAAAUUUUAUGACACUAAGGCCCAUCAGAGUCAAGAAUAUGCACAAUGUUUGCAUGCUUUACACCAGCACUAGAUCAUGGUUCCAACUUUGGAUGGAACGGGUCUACAUUCUGAAUUUCUCCUUACCUUGGUCGUGUUGCUUUGGAUGUUGAAGUGGUUAUUAUGUUUCAGAAUGGUUACUAUAAAUUUCUGAUUCCCUAGUGAGGACAUUUUGCCGUUGUAGUUAGAUUAAGCUCAAGGACAGACAUUAUUUGGUAAUGCCUAAUAUGAGCAUUGGUUUUGAUUGGGAAUCAUGUAGGGUUAAACUUGAGAUCUUGAUGAUACUUGAGAUUUCCUUUUGAUAUUAAUAUGACGGUAUAAUAUA